GGUUGUCACGUGAAACAACAGCAGGAAGUGAAUCGCUGCGUUUGUGAUGUUCACACAGUGAGGAAGGUUUGAGUUUAACUACUUGCACCAUAAGAUGCGAAUAUUAACAUUGAAGUCACACAACAGGCUGUAAAUUAAGGACUUCCGUGGAGCCGCACAAAUGAGUGUGCGCGCUUUGUGGAUUAUUUCUCACGAGAAGGGAGAAAAUGUGUCAGUACGCUGUUCAAGGAGGUUUGCUACUGUGGAGCACCGUGCAAAGAGCCUGGCAGGAUCCUCAUAUAUAGCAGUCCCAGAGGAACACACUGUCCUGCAGCUUCUGCUCACUGAGCUGGGACUCUCAGACUCAGACAAGUCCUUUGUAGCUCUCAGAGAUGAUUGCCUUCAUCGUCAGCGGUCACCAGCCCUGGAGCUGCAUGUGGACAGUCCUGCAAAGGGAAUACUUUGGCCGGUGUUGGCCAUAUCGCAAGGGCCUCUUAUUCUAGCUUGCCUGCCUUUAGUGGAUGCCCCUGCUGAGCCACGGCCACCCCUUGCCAGCCUGCUGUCUGUCUCUCAGGGCCUCACACUCCUGGCCGGUCUGCAGACCUUUCUCCUUGGCUCUGGGGGUAAGCCUGAUAACGAGGGCCUGGCCUCUCGCCUGCUGAUGCUGCCCUCGGUACUCCUGCAUGUUUGUCCACUUGGCACACCUCUGGAUGUGCCACUACUGGCGGCACCUGCUACACCCACAGUGCCAGCUCCCGCUGGGAAUCAGAAGCAGCCAGCCUGGAAGACUGGGCUCCACCGUGGUCGAGCUGUGGUGAACGUUGCACUGAUAGAAACAGUGCGCUCGAUGCAGUAUGGUAACCGAAGCAGACAGGAUCUGUGGGAUGUUUAUGGCACUGUGACGUGCAAAUGCGAAGUGGAAGGGGUGCUCCCAAAUGUGACUGUGACCCUCACACUGCCACCAAUUGGUUCUCCACUACAGGACAUCCUGGUCCAUCCUUGUGUUACCUCACUGGACUCUAGUAUCCUGACUGCCAGCAGCGUAGAUAGCUAUGAUGGCUCAGCUUUUUCUGGGCCAUACAAGUUCCCCUUCUCUCCUCCCCUGGAGCCUUUCAGACUAUGCAGCUAUACAUCUCAGGUCCCCGUUCCUCCUAUCCUCGGUUCGUAUCAACUGAAGGAAGAAGAGAACCAGCUGCGUGUGUCAGUAACCCUCAAACUUCAUGAGAGUGUGAAGAACAGCUUUGAGUACUGUGAAGCACACCUGCCAUUCUUUAACAGGGAUCAGAUGGGUGUUGUGGAUAUGAAGGUGAGCUCCGGACAACUGGAUGUUGCAAAAGAGAAGAAUCUACUGGUCUGGGGCCUGGGACAAAAGUUCCCUAAAUCUCGGGAGGUCACAAUGGAAGGCAAGAUCAGCUUUUCUGGGCCGGCACCAGGACCCACUGACCCCCUCUGCACCAAACUUACAGCCUAUAUCAAAUUGUAUUUCAAAGUGCCUGACAUGACGCUCUCUGGGUGCUGUGUGGACCAGCAUUCAGUGCAGGUUUAUUCCUCUGCCAAGCCGCGGAUUGUAACAUCCAGAGAACUUCUAUCCAAAGAGUACUUCAUAUGGAAUUCAACAGGUACUGCUCCAGUUUCCUCUGGGCAGAUGAUGCUGUAGCAUGGACCCAAUGGUGGAAAGGUGCACAGUUCACCAUACUGUAGCAGGACUGAAGACCCUGUCAGCAUAUUAUACAGUGAUCCAGACCAGAUAUGUGACCCCAUAAAAUCUACUUGUUACAAUCCUGUUGUUCCUGGAGAGCUCACAAAUGUAAAUGGCAAAUCAUUUAUACAGCUAACAUUUCUAACAUUUACAUGUACAAUAUAUGACUAAAUAAUUUUACUUUCACUUUGAUAGUACACCGUUCAAAAUGUACAAAUUCUGACUGGAAGUUUUAAUUUUGUUACUGGAUGGAUACUUAAAAAAAAAAAAACUCCCCCUGUUGUCCAACUUCUUUUAUCCCCCAGCCUCCACCCUCCCUCAAAUUUAUCCCAUUUCAGACACAAGGGCCACCCCUUGCUCUGACAGUCCCACUUCAGUGACUCUCCAUCAGCCGGAUAAUUAGCAGCUGGGGCCUUGUCAUCAGCUGUUGUGGGCCUGGAGGAGAGGGGCGGCUGGGCUAUGAAAGGCCAGGCUGCUCUGGCCAGUGUCUUGGCUACAAAAGGCUCCUCUUUUAGAGCCGGCAGGAGUCCUUGCCCCUUCCACCGGUCACUCCCCCACCUCUCUUUUGACCCCGUCCCCGCCCUGUCAACUAGUGGCUAGUUCAAACACACAACCUCUCCAACCAGACUGUGAUUGAGCGCUGACCCUCUGGCCCUCUGAGACUUUCAAGCAGCCGGUCCCAUUCAGCGAGCAGGACCAGCCUAAUUGGUGAAAAAGUCACAAGGAUGGAAGUGCUUGGGUCGCCUCUUGAAGUUGCAUAGUUGCUUUAACUAGUUAAUGUAGAACUUUAAGCACAUGAUUUUGAUCUUUAUUGUUUUAACGCAAAUGUCAUGGUAGACUUUCCUUUAUAAUCAGUAUUUAAUUAUUAAAUAUUUAAUUAAAUUAAAGAUUUAAAAAAAGGGUUUAUUUGGGUGGGAAAUUUUUCAUUGUUUACUAUUACCUGAAAUAUGAUUAGUUUCUUACUAACUCUGUAACAUUUCUACUAUGAAAGCUCCACCUCAGUGUAUUAGGUUGACUGAAUAACUAGCUGAUGAAGGGUUAAAUCAGAGGAGAUUGUGCCCCACUAUUCCACAGCAGCCAGACUCCUCUGAGUGCCCUCAUUGUCUGCUGUUGGCCUCUUGUGCCCCUUGCUGGUCCAAAUGCUACAUUCUCACGUGGAUUUCCACUCAGAAGGCUGACCAUGACCAAUCCUCUGUCAAUUGGAACCAAUUGCUCACACGGCAUCCUUCACCUUCUUUUUAUGUAGCAGUACGGAGUGGCAGACACCGAGACCUCUCGGCUCUCCCCCUCCACGAUGAUUUGGCUUUAAGGCCCAGUGUGUGUGGCUAGCGAACUGGAAAAGGAGAAGUUUUUUUUUGAAGAGUUGGGCCACUCUAAAUCUCUUCAGUAUCCCAAUAUGUGGUCAGUCUGGCUCCUCAAGUCUGCAGUCAGUGGCCUCUCACUGGCAGACUUUGCUUUGUUGAUUGAAAAGCUUGCUAAGUAGAUGGACUCGUUUUAAUGUUUUGCUCUGCUCCAGUGCCUUCAGCUCAUACCUUUCAUGUGGCCCUGUUUUUCAGAAUCAUUAAUCAUUUAUUUAUUUAAUCAUUGUUUACACUUGUAUACACACAUACAGGAAAGGGAUUAACACUUUUGUACAAUAAUGAUCAAAAUAAAUAAUACAUUUGUGAAAGUAAA
Morone saxatilis (striped sea-bass) is the source of this 3352-nucleotide messenger RNA. RefSeq names its product adaptor related protein complex 5 subunit mu 1 (gene ap5m1). The coding region runs from base 161 to 1636 and encodes 491 amino acids. Gene Ontology annotation, cellular component: AP-type membrane coat adaptor complex; late endosome; cytosol. The record is from RefSeq and is a predicted model, not a curated record. NCBI's taxonomy places the organism in Eukaryota, Metazoa, Chordata, Actinopteri, Moronidae. The transcript has 8 exons. Gene Ontology annotation, biological process: endosomal transport.